Messenger RNA from Hypomesus transpacificus, 750 nucleotides. RefSeq names its product paired box 4 (gene pax4). The transcript has 7 exons. Gene Ontology annotation, molecular function: RNA polymerase II cis-regulatory region sequence-specific DNA binding; DNA-binding transcription factor activity, RNA polymerase II-specific. Gene Ontology annotation, biological process: regulation of transcription by RNA polymerase II; anatomical structure development. The record is from RefSeq and is a predicted model, not a curated record. Bases 1 to 750 code for a protein of 249 amino acids. Lineage: Eukaryota; Metazoa; Chordata; Actinopteri; Osmeriformes; Osmeridae.
AUGUGCGGGGCCAAACUGGAUCUGACAAAUGAAGGGAGUGGGUGUGUGAACCAGCUUGGCGGAGUAUUUCUGAAUGGGAGGCCGCUUCCAGCUUCCAAAAGGAGAAAAAUGAUCGAAUUGGCUUUGGAGGGUGUGCGCCCCUGCGAGAUCUCCAGAAUUUUACGGGUGUCGAAUGGUUGCGUGAGCAAGAUUCUAAGCAGGUACCACCAAACAGGCCUCUUCGGUCCGAAAACUAUCGGAGGGAGUCGACCUCGCCUACUCACUCCGGAUGUCACAUCUAAAAUCAUCCAGUGCAAGAGAGAACACCCCACCAUCUUUGCGUGGGAAAUACGAAAAAGGCUAGCCACAGGAAGAAUCUGUAAACCUGCUAAAGUUCCAAGCGUGUCAUCUAUAAACCGAAUUUUGAGGAAGAUACAACUGGAGCCGCUGAAUUCUUCUGAGCCGAGUCUAGAGCGUGCCGCGGAGACGCAAGGAGAGAUUGCAGACAGCGAUGUGAUGGAGACGGUGAAUGGGCAGCGGUUCGGUGGUGUUCAGCAUCGCAACCGGACCACAUUCACCCCAGAGCAAAGCAGAGUGUUGGAGCAAGAGUUCGGUAAGAGUCAAUAUGCAGACAUGUUUACCAGAGAAAAGUUGUCGCUGGAUAUUAAACUUCCAGAGGACACAAUCAAGGUGUGGUUCUCAAACAGAAGGGCCAAAUGGAGGAGAGAAGCCAAACCAAAAUACAACCUCCAACAUGAACACAGUAAGUAG